UGAAAUUAGCUCUCAAGCUUCAAAACUGAGAAAAACGGAAAAAAUACAAAAAUGGGUGAAGUGAUAUACAACAUAUACAAAGCAGUUACAUAUACACUCUCACCAUUCAUCAAUUUCCAUAUCCGCUUCCGCAAAUUCCGGGGCCUUGAACAUCCUCUGCGGUGGCCGGAGCGUCUCGGCCGGCCGUCUCUUCCUCGACCACCUGGCCGUCUUAUUUGGUUCCACGCUGUUUCCUUAGGUGAAGGAAUGUGUGUGGUUCCUGUGAUUAAGCGGUGUGUUGAACAAAGACCUGAUGUUACUGUUUUAAUGACUACAACUACUACUUCUGCAUUUGAAGUAAUAAAGACUUUGCUUCCUAGUGAUGUCAUAUAUCAGUUUGCUCCAGUUGAUACACCUGCAGCUGUGAAUUCUUUUCUUGGAUAUUGGAAGCCAUAUGCUCUUGUGUUAGUAGAGAGUGAACUAUGGCCAAAUCUUGUUCUUGGUGCCUCAGCAAACGGUGUUAUGCUAGCAUUAAUAAAUGCACGAAUGUCAAUAAAAUCAUUAAACAAUUGGUCAAAACCAGUAGUUCGGUUGCUUACUGCGCUGAUGCUUUCCAAAUUUUCAUUGAUACUCCCGUUGAGUAAUAUUCAGGCAAUUCAUUUUCAGCUGCUACAAGCCCCACCAUCUGUCAUUAACUUCUGUGGUGACUUAAAACUUGGUACUGAAGAGUUGUUCAAUGUAAGCAAAAUUAUGAGAAAUACAGAAGAUAUAAAAGAAAAAAUUGCAAAUAGAUGUGUUUGGAUGGCUUCAUCAAUACAUAAGGGUGAAGAAGAAGUAAUGUUAGGUGUUCACAGAGCCUUAAUGCAAAAGCACCCCAAUAUCCUUGCUAUCUUUGUGCCCCGUCAUCCAAAUAUCGGGCUGGAGAUUGCUCAUGACUUGAAGCAAAAAGGGAUUAAUGUGGCUCUGAGAUCCCGCAGCGAUUCACUCACAUCUGAAACAAGCAUAUAUAUGGUGGAUACAUUAGGUGAAUUGAGGCAAUUUUACAGUCUGACACCUAUAGCUGUAAUUGGAGGCUCAUUUUUACCUGGUUUAACUGGCCAUAAUAUUUCUGAGGCUGCUGCUGCUGGCUGUGCUGUUCUGACUGGUCAACAUGUUGGUCACUUCUCACAUAUGGUCAUGGCAAUGCAGCGAUUGAAUCCUUUAUCUAUAUUGCAGGUAGGUGGAGGUAUGGAACUUGAAGAGAUUUUGGACAAGCUCCUCAGUAAAUCUGAAGUUCUGGAAGCACGACGCAUGGCUGCAAAACAGGCAUUUCAUGCUCUGUCGAGUGGGGUUAUCGAAAAUGUUUGGACCCUUCUUCAACACCAUAUAUUUAGAAAUGCUAUCAUCAGAUGAGUAACAAUUUUGGGCUUUUGAAAAAAGGUGACAGUAAAUGGAGAUAGAUCUCAGUGAAUCCAAGGAGCAAUUAUAAAUUUAUAAUAGCUCGAUUAUUUACCCUUGUAUGUAUUAUAAGCCACCCUACUCUCAAGUCUCAAUAGCCAAGGAAGCGAUUCAUCUGGCUUCUUAUUAAACGCCAAAGACUAACAUGGCUUAAUUUACCUUUGUCACUUGAACUCACAACCUAUGGUUUGCUCUUUACCUGUUGGGCCAAAGACCUGUUGGUAUUUAAGAUUUAUAUC
This is a messenger RNA of Erigeron canadensis, 1655 nucleotides long. Its product is annotated as probable 3-deoxy-D-manno-octulosonic acid transferase, mitochondrial. Lineage: Eukaryota; Viridiplantae; Streptophyta; Magnoliopsida; Asterales; Asteraceae. Gene Ontology annotation, biological process: lipid A biosynthetic process. Bases 52 to 1371 code for a protein of 439 amino acids. Gene Ontology annotation, molecular function: transferase activity. The transcript has 13 exons. The record is from RefSeq and is a predicted model, not a curated record. Gene Ontology annotation, cellular component: plasma membrane.